Molecule: messenger RNA, 1596 nt
Organism: Adineta steineri
Lineage: Eukaryota; Metazoa; Rotifera; Eurotatoria; Adinetida; Adinetidae
Source: the annotation of a GenBank genome assembly
AUGCGUGUACAAGUAUUAACAGAUAGUUAUUGGUCUAUUGGAAUAUUUUGCUCAAUUGUAACUGGUUUCAUUGUUAUAGUUUCUUGUUUAACAAAACGCCGUCGACGAUAUUUUCAUCAACAUCGUCUUGUUGACGACGUUCAUCAUUUAUGGCCAUUUGAUGAGUAUAUUAUACAACCAUCUUUAUGUAGUGUUUGUUCAUCAACUUUAAUAAGUGGUUUUCAUUGUUCAUCAUGUGGAAUUUAUUUACACGAACGUUGUGUACGUCCUGCUCGACGUCUUUUUCAUUGUAAACAUAUGACAAGUACACAGCAAGAAUUUCAACAUCAAUGGACACGUGGUAAUUUACCAUUAGAUUCUGAAUGUACUAUUUGUCACCGACCAUGUGGAGCUGAACCAAGAUUAUGUGAUUAUCGAUGUAUAUGGUGUCAACGUAUUGUACACGAUUCAUGUAUGAGAGCAUUACCAACAGAAUGUGAUCUAGGUGAAUUUCGACAAAUAAUUAUACCUCCAAAUGCUGUUGUUUCACGUACUGGAAAUAGAAAAAUUGUUGGAUAUGCUCAUUCAGUUGUUGAACGUAUUCUACCAUGUGAUAUCCAUGCUUGGCGCCCAUUGCUGGUUAUUGGUAAUCGAAAAUCAGGUGGAGCUAAUACUGAUCUAGUCUUAAAUUCAUUUCGAACUUAUUUAAAUUCAGUACAAGUUAUUGAUAUAUCAACAAUUACACCUGUUACAAUCCUUGAAUGGUGUAAUUCACUUCCUGAUAUUGGCUUUUAUAUUCUUGUUUGUGGUGGAGAUGGAACUGUUAACUGGAUUUUAGAAACUAUUGAAAACACAACAUCAGGAAUAAAACCUGCUGUUGGUAUUCUUCCAAUGGGUACAGGCAAUGAUUUAGCUCGUAUUUUACAAUGGGGUAAUGGAGAAGAUUCUGCUGUUGAUGUUGGAAUUUAUUUAAAGAAAUUAAUGGCUGCUAAAGUUGUUGCUCUUGAUCGAUGGUCAGUAGAUAUUAGUGCUACUGCUCGACAUUUUGGUGUGGCAUCAGCUAGUGCACGUAAUAUGCGUAUGUCGAAUUAUUUUUCAGUUGGUUGUGAUGCAUUAGUGACAUUAAAUUUUCAUCGUCGCCGUGAGAAAAUACCAGAAUUUUUUGCAAGUCGUUUUGUUAAUAAAUUACAUUAUUUUCAUUAUGGAACAGUUGAUACAUUUUUGAAGGAAUGUAAAGAUUUACAAAACAAUGUUAUACUUGAAAUGGAUGGACGAAUUAUUGAAAAUCUUCCAGCAUUAGAAGGCAUUUGUAUAUUGAAUAUUCCAUCGUGGGGUGCAGGUGUGCGUGUAUGGGGUGCAGGAGAAGAUAUUCCAGUUCAAAAAAUUGAUGAUGGUUUUGUUGAGGUGUUUGGAAUUUAUAGUUCAUUUCAUAUAGCUCAGAUGCAAGUUGGUCUUGCUGAUCCGUAUCGUAUAGGACAAGCUCGUCGCGUUAAAUUGACAAUCAAACGUCGUUUUCCUUGUCAAUGUGAUGGAGAACCAUUUGAAGAAGGUCCAUGUUUUGUAGACAUUCAACAUUUUUCUCAAGCCAAAAUGUUAAUGAAUAUUUUCGACACUUAA